CCGGGGCGGUGCUGGGGCUGGCCCCGCCCGCAGCCGGCCUCAGGCGGCGGGAACGGAGCGGCGGUCCGGGUGACUGACGUCCCGCCAUGUCCCGCUUCUUCCAGGCACUCUGCCGCGCCGGCGGCGCCCGGGCCGGGGGUCCGGGCGUGCAGGAGGCGGACGUGCAGCGGUGGGGGCUGACAGGCAUUAAACUUCGUCCCUAUCAACUAGAAGGUGUAAACUGGUUGGUGCAAUGCUAUGAAGUCCAGCAUGGCUGUAUCCUGGGUGAUGAGAUGGGCCUUGGGAAGACUUGUCAGGCCAUUUCUCUACUUCUUUAUUUGACAAAAAAGUUAUCCAACAAAGAGAGAUUUCUGAUACUUUGUCCUCUGUCAGUUCUGAGCAACUGGAAGGAAGAGCUGGAGAGGUUUGCUCCUGGUCUUUCUUUCAUAACAUAUGUAGGCAGCAAGGAAGAGCGACCUAAACUGCAGGAGAAUCUGAAAGGGGACUCUCACUUCCAUGCACUCCUGACAACAUACGAGAUUUGCCUGAAAGAUGCAGCAUUUCUAAAGUCCUUUAACUGGGCUGCCUUGGUUGUAGAUGAAGCUCACAGACUGAAAAAUCAAAAUUCUCUGCUUUACAAGACACUUUCUGAGUUCUCAAUAGGCUUCAGCCUGCUACUCACAGGCACUCCGGUCCAGAACAGCCUCCAGGAACUGUACUCCUUACUCAGCCUUAUUGAACCUGACAUCUUUCCCCAGGAACAAGUGAAAGAGUUUGUUGAGUAUUACCAAGUUAUUGAAAAAGAGAGUGAGCCAGCCAAAGAAUUGCACAGUCUUCUGCAGCCAUUUCUGCUUCGGAGAGUCAAAUCUGAGGUGGCUGCAGAGCUGCCAAAGAAGGUGGAAGUGGUUCUGUACCAUGGAAUGUCAGCUCUGCAGAAGAAGUAUUACAAGGCCAUUUUAACAAAAGAUCUAGAUGCAUUUGAAAAUGAAACGGGAAGGAAGGUUACACUCCAGAAUGUCUUAAUUCAGCUUCGGAAGUGUGUUGCCCACCCAUACCUCUUCAAUGGUGUUGAGCCAGAACCCUUUGAGAUUGGAGACCAUAUUGUUGAAGCCAGUGGCAAGAUGUGUUUGUUGGAUAAACUCCUUUCAUUCUUGUACGCUGGUGGCCACCGUGUGUUGCUCUUUUCUCAGAUGACUCAACUGCUCGAUAUCUUGCAGGACUACAUGGACUAUAGAGGCUACAGUUACGAGCGGCUGGAUGGCUCUGUUAGGGGUGAGGAGAGACACCUUGCCAUCAAGAACUUUGGUCAACAGCCCAUCUUUAUCUUCCUGUUGAGCACCAGAGCAGGUGGAGUUGGCAUGAAUCUGACAGCAGCAGAUACAGUUAUUUUUACUGAUAGUGAUUUUAACCCACAAAAUGACUUGCAAGCAAUAGCAAGAGCUCAUCGGAUUGGGCAGCACAAGCCUGUAAAAAUUAUCCGUUUGAUUGGGCGAGAUACAGUUGAAGAAAUAAUCUACCGAAGAGCUGCCUCGAAGCUGCGGCUGACCAAUGUCAUUGUUGAAGGGGGGCAGUUUGCUCUGGGAGCACCCAAGCCUCAGGGAACAGCAGAGUUACAGCUGAGUGAAAUCUUGAAAUUUGGCCUGGAUAAAUUGUUCUCCUCUGAGGGAAGUACUGUACAGGAUGUGGAGCUGGAGAACAUCCUUGGAGAGACAAAAGGAGGGCAGUGGAUAAUGGACACUGUGCUGCCACAAAAGGAAGAGAAUGAAGAGGAAGAUACAGAGAAUCACAUGUACGUGUAUGAAGGCAAAGAUUAUUCAAAAGAACCCAGCAGAGAAGACAAAAAAGCAUUUGAUCACCUUUUGGAUCUUCAGAAAGCAUUGAUUGAAGAGACCAGUAAAGAAGGGAGAGCUCUCCGGAACAAAGCAAACGCCCUUCUCACAGGCCUUCGGGAACAGUCAGCCAGGAGGAAGCACUUGCUGAGUGAGGAGGAGCUGGAGGCUCGGAGGAAGAAGCGCCAAGAAGCAGCAGCAAAGAGAGCAAGGCUCAUGGAGGAAAAGAAGGCAGCAAAAGCAGAGGCAGAACACAAGAAAAAAAUGGCCUGGUGGGAGGCCAAUCAUUACACAUCUACCUGCCUUCCUUCAGAGGAAAGUGGCUCUGAGGAAGAGUUUGAGGAGGAUGAGUUGGGGUGGAAUGUGGAUUUAGAUUACAAAGAUGGAGGCCAGAACUAUAUUAAAUACGUCAUGGGAGAUGUAACCCACCCCCAAGCAGAAGAGGAAGAUGCCAUCAUUGUCCAUUGCCUAGAUGACUCUGGCCGCUGGGGAAGGGGUGGUUUAUUCACUGCUCUAGAGGCUCGUUCUGAUCAGCCAAGGAAAAUAUAUGAGAUGGCAGGAAAGAUGAAAGACCUGGAGUUAGGAGGAACCCUGCUAUUCCCUAUUGAUGAUAAAAAAUCCAGGAAAAAAGGACAAGAUUUGCUGGCCUUGAUUGUAGCUCAGCACCGGGAUCGGUCCAACAACUUGUCUGGCAUUAAACUGUCAGCUUUGGAAAAGGGCCUGAAGAAGAUUUAUUUAGCAGCCAAGAAAAGGAAUGCAACAGUGCAUCUUCCACGGAUUGGGUAUGCAACAAAAGGCUUCAACUGGUACGGCACCGAGCGGCUCAUCCGAAAGCACCUGGCAACUCGGGGUGUGCCCACUCUUAUAUACUACUUCUCUGGGAAUAAAGGUUCUUCCUCUGCUUCACAGCCAUAUUCAUCUUCGACAACAGUCUCAAAGCCAUGAAGAUGAAGUAAUUUCACCAAGGACAUUCACAAAAAUGACCAUCACUCAGGCAGUCCAUAUGCAUUCAUGUCAGAAACAUGGGUUGCACAGCCAUUAUUCACACCUGUACCUCUCUGCUGUGACUGGCCCCAACAUUUGCAUGUUGUCAGUGGCUCUGGAGUGGAAUGAGACUCUCUUUGGCUUCAGAGUCCAAAGAGGAAGGUUCUUGGCUCAAUCCCAGAAGUCUUUUGGAGAUGGAAAAUUAAAAAUUUAACUGACGGUC
Vidua macroura (Pin-tailed whydah) is the source of this 3015-nucleotide messenger RNA. It is a transcript of the gene CHD1L, whose product is annotated as chromodomain helicase DNA binding protein 1 like. Gene Ontology annotation, biological process: chromatin remodeling; DNA repair. Gene Ontology annotation, molecular function: ATP-dependent chromatin remodeler activity; ATP binding; DNA helicase activity. Gene Ontology annotation, cellular component: nucleus. The transcript has 23 exons. The record is from RefSeq and is a predicted model, not a curated record. NCBI's taxonomy places the organism in Eukaryota, Metazoa, Chordata, Aves, Passeriformes, Viduidae. The coding region runs from base 87 to 2753 and encodes 888 amino acids.